Scomber japonicus (chub mackerel) is the source of this 1251-nucleotide messenger RNA. It is a transcript of the gene uox, whose product is annotated as urate oxidase. The transcript is spliced from 8 exons. NCBI's taxonomy places the organism in Eukaryota, Metazoa, Chordata, Actinopteri, Scombriformes, Scombridae. Gene Ontology annotation, cellular component: peroxisome. Gene Ontology annotation, biological process: purine nucleobase catabolic process; urate catabolic process. Bases 138 to 1037 code for a protein of 299 amino acids. The record is from RefSeq and is a predicted model, not a curated record. Gene Ontology annotation, molecular function: urate oxidase activity.
AACUUCCAAUGGCCUGAGCGCAAACAGAGGCACGCCCUCUCUACAAAAGUCACAUCCAACACCGGUGAAAGCCUUCUGCUGGAAUUGGGACGGCAACUGAGGAGGACACAUAGUAGUUAAAAGGAAAGGAAGAUACCAUGGCAACUGCUUCAAAUCAGAAUGUGGAGUUUGUACGAACAGGUUACGGCAAGAACAUAGUGAAGGUGCUGUUCAUCAGGAGACAGGGCACCCACCACGACAUUGUCGAGCUGAAGGCUGAUGUGGAGCUCACACUCAAUUCACGCAAGGAUUAUCUGUAUGGAGACAACUCAGACAUCAUCCCCACCGACACCAUCAAGAACACUGUCCAUGCCCUGGCCAAGAUCAAAGGGGUGAAGAACAUUGAGCAGUUUUCCCUGGAUAUCUGUCAUCAUUUUCUGACCUCUUUCAACCAUGUGCUGCGGGCCAAGGUUUGCAUGGAGGAGGCUCCAUGGAGAAAGUUGGAGAAGAACGGGGUAGAACACGCUCAUGCAUUUAUCUACAGCCCAGAAGCUCAUCGUUUCUGUGAUGUUGAACAGGAUCUUGGAGGAGUCCCAGUGAUUCACAGUGGGGUGAAGAACAUGACGUUGUUGAAAACUACUCAGUCUGGUUUUAAGGGUUUCCACCGAGACCGCUUCACUACGCUGCAAGACACUGACGACAGGUGUUUCUGCACCGCGGUCUACUCUAGGUGGCGCUACAACAAGGUUCGGGAUGUCAAUUUUGAUGCAGCAUGGAAAUGUGUUAAGGAAACAAUUAUUGAGAAGUUUGCUGGCCCCUAUGAUCGCGGCCAGUACUCACCAUCUGUGCAGAAGACCCUUUAUGAGACACAAGUUCUGGUCCUGGAUAGAAUUCCUGAGGUGGAGGAAAUUGAGAUCGUCAUGCCCAACCAGCAUUACUUCACCAUAGACAUGACAAAAAUGGGCCUCAGUAACAAAGACGAAGUUCUUCUACCCCUCGAUAACCCCUCAGGAAACAUCACAGGGACAGUGUGCAGGAAACAGCGAGCCAGGCUGUGAAGAAAUCACAAAUCCAGACAAAGCUGCUAAUGUGAUCUAAAUAUCGACCUGAAUAUGCUAUUUAAUAGAGAAGCAACUCUGAUGUCAUGUGGAUCUAAGCAAGUUUUGCAUAGAUAAAUAGGAAAUUUUAAAGUAACACCAAACAUGAUUUUAUCUUUUGAUCAUGUAAUUUGAAAAUUCACCUAAAUAAAAAUCACCAUCAUCAAUAACUUCA